AUGGAACGUCGACGUGUCAAGCGCAGGCCACUGGCCACCGUGCUCUUACUAGCUCUCCUCGACUCCGCUACAGCUAUCCCAUAUACUCCAUCCUCGCUAUUUCUAUCUUCGAAACAUAAUGACUCGCUUGCCUACCUCUUACGCCCCAGCUCAGAUACGGGCAAGACGCAGUUCCUCUCUCUGAACAUCUCCGAUGUCAAUACGAGCAGUCCGUCCCUCAACACCUUGCUCGAGCAAACGCCUUUCCAUAGCACGGAACAAAAUUCGACCUUUAUCCCAGCUAUUGACGACCGAGGAAUCCUUACCGUCUAUACUGGAGACUGUCAUAGCGCAGGUCAAAGAUCAUUAUGGCGAUUCAAACCCGACAACAGCAGCUCCAUUGGCAAUGGAACCUGGGAUCAGUUGUCUAUCAGCCCGGACGACAAGAAAACACAGCCGAACUACCUAGCCGCCGGAUUCGCAUUCGCGACGAGCAACAACAGCGACACUUCGAUAUACUCAUUUGGUGGGAUGUGUCCAUUCUCGAACAGUACAGAUGAGACCUGGGUAUCGGCUGCAAAUUACUCCCAAACAAUGGCCACUUUAGCGCCAAAGUCCAAAGGAAGCAAGGAAUAUGAAGCUGCCAUUACUGGAGAUCGCGCUCCUCCCGUACCCGAAGCGGGCAUGGCGGUUGUUCCGCUGGCGCCUCCAUUUUCCCCGACGGACGUCCAGCGAGACUUUCUGUUUAUUGGUGGACAUACUCAACAAGCUUUCCUCAACAUGUCGCAAUUGGCCAUCUUCUCUGUCCCCCAAGAAAGCUGGAGCUUUGUUGACGUGAAUACGGAAAGUAAGUUACGGACCGAGCUCGCGAUUCGUGAUGCGUAUACCGUCGAGCCACGGUCUGGUCACGCCGCAGUUCUAUCUGAAGAUGGGAAGAAGGUCUACGUGAUUGGAGGUUGGGUUGGAGAUACCUCUACACCGGCCGAGCCGCAAUUCGCCGUUCUCGAGCUUGGAGCAGGUUAUGGCGGCUCCGACACAUGGACUUGGACAAUUCCGUCUUCAACUACUACUUCCGAAGAACUGGGUAUUGCUGACGGGGCCGGAAUCUUUGGGCACUCUGCGGCCUUACUCCCUGGAGAUGUCUUGAUGAUCGCUGGAGGAUACAGUAUCCCAAAACAAUCCUCCAAACGUGCCACCUCAUCGCAGCACAACUCUCAAAUCUACCUUUACAACGUUACCUCGAGCAGCUGGGUGAAAUCCUACUCAAACCCCUCCACAUCUCAAUCAACUUCAUCAGCUAGCUCGAAGUCUCACAGUGGCGGCCUCUCCUCCGGCCAGAAAGCUGGGCUAGGCGUCGGCUUGGGAAUAGGUAUUCCCAUCAUUCUCCUGAUCGUAUUUUGUGCUUGGAAAUAUGAUCGCAAACGCCGAGUACGAGGACAUCGGGACUCACAACUCCGAGAACUUGCCCUGGGAGCUGAACGAGCCCAUUUCUGGGGCCGCGAUGAUCCCAACCAAGCGAGCAGUAUGCGCAGUUCCCAAAUGAGCGAGAGGCACGACAGCGGUGUCGCAUACUCGUGGUCAGGAAAUGAAAGCCUCAGGUCAAAGCCGUCAUGGAAGCCGCGAGACCAAAGUAACGCUACUGCAGAGCAGACUGGUCUGCUCAUGGAUUCCAGUCCUACCAGGAACACUCGCCCGGUCGGCCAGCCGCGCUCUUACAGCAACAACAGAAUGUCUGGAUGGGAACGUCGUCGAAGCGAAGCCGCCAGUGAUAUCCAUCCCAUAGACGAACGAGAAGAAGAUGAAGCCAUUUUCAGAGAACGGUUGAUGUCAACGAUUCCCGCUCAGGAAAGGCCAAAGAUACAUGACCCCGAUGACCCGUUCUCUGAUACACCCUUCGCUACUCCGCGAAGCACAAUCUUCGGCGUCGGGUUGGGUCCAUUCUAUACUCGACGCAAGGACGGCGGGUCCGUCGACGAUGCAUCAAAGAGUGACAGGACCUCGACGAAUCUAUCAGACUCAUCAAACUUCUCCUUCUCAUCAGCCAACCCCACCGGCCAGGUAAACCAGGCAAAAGGAGUCGUCGUGGACCGCCCUUUAAGCUGGGCAAGCAGUGGCGGACACUCCAUUACAGCAACCUCAACGCACAGCAGAGAAACGACAAACAGCGACGUCGACCCAAUGACCGCACCGUCUGAAAAGUCCUACUCGGCAGACUCCUACUCAACAGCCCAAAGCACAUUCUCCCACCGUCAAGCAGAGAACGAAUCCCUCCUCAACGAAACAAUCGACACCCCCAUCACCCCCGUCGAAUCGUCACCCUCCAAACUUGCCCCAGCAUUCAAACCUCGCACUUCAGACUGGAUGCUGCAAACCGUCCGUCGAGCACUGACAAUAACCCGCCGCGGAACAACCAGCCUGGAAGAAGACGAAUCUGCACCCCUGGCCUCUGGCGUCGAUCGCCGAAGCACCGUCAUCGUUUCAAAUCUCCAGUCCGGCGGCGCAAGUGGAACAAGUACCCCCCGUCGCGCCGUUAGUGCCUCAGCAGAACUCUUCCGCCGCAAGCAGGGCGCUAGAGACUGGAAUGCGAAGAAACGGAUGUCAGAUGGACACUUUGCUGGACCGCGCUCAACUCGUGAUGAUCUCUACAUCGGUGCACCGGGUUAUCUCGGUAACGACGAUACCUGUGACGAGGACUGGGACCUUGAAGAUGCGGUCGACGACCGUAAUGUUCAGAUGACAUAUACCGUUCCACGGGAGAAGCUUCGAGUCGUGAAUGGCAAUGCUAGCGAUAACAUCUCCGAGCGCUCUGUUAGUCGCGGUGCUAGUGCGGGCACGCGGAUUGUUAGUCGGUAG
Messenger RNA from Penicillium manginii, 2832 nucleotides. RefSeq lists its product as uncharacterized. The transcript has a single exon. NCBI's taxonomy places the organism in Eukaryota, Fungi, Ascomycota, Eurotiomycetes, Eurotiales, Aspergillaceae. Gene Ontology annotation, molecular function: protein binding. The coding region runs from base 1 to 2832 and encodes 943 amino acids. The record is from RefSeq and is a predicted model, not a curated record.